Messenger RNA from Oncorhynchus keta (chum salmon), 815 nucleotides. RefSeq names its product cyclic AMP-responsive element-binding protein 5-like. The record is from RefSeq and is a predicted model, not a curated record. Gene Ontology annotation, molecular function: DNA-binding transcription factor activity, RNA polymerase II-specific; cAMP response element binding. NCBI's taxonomy places the organism in Eukaryota, Metazoa, Chordata, Actinopteri, Salmoniformes, Salmonidae. Gene Ontology annotation, biological process: regulation of transcription by RNA polymerase II.
UUGUCGCCGGCGGCCCAGCAGAUGCAGCCGAGCCAGACGAUGCAGUCUCCGACCUCUAGCGGUGGGCGCCGCAGGCGGAGUGACGAGGACCCUGACGAACGGCGGCGGAAGUUUCUGGAGAGAAACCGAGCGGCGGCCACGCGAUGCAGACAGAAGAGGAAAGUAUGGGUGGUGUCACUGGAGAAGAAGGCUGAAGAGCUGACCCAGACCAACAUGCAGCUUCUGAAUGAGGUGACCAUGCUGAAGAACGAGGUGACCCAACUCAAGCAGCUCCUCCUCACCCAUAAAGACUGCCCCAUCACCACUCUGCAGAAAGACUCCCAAGGUUACCUCAGUCCAGACAGCAGUCCAGCAGGCAGCCCGGCCCCAGCCUGCUCCCAGCAGCAGGUCAUCCAGCACAACAACAUCACCACCUCCAGCACAGCUGUAGGGGGCAGCACUGUGCACGGCCUGCCCAACCACCGCACAGACAUCAACCCCAUCCACUAGAGACAAGACAGAGAGAGACUAUAGUACCCCCCCCCAGUCUGUACCCCCCAGCCCCCAAACUGUACCCCCCAGCCCCCUACCCCCAGUCCGUACCCCCAGCCCCAACCCAUCCCUGGUCUAACCGCCCUUCCCUGGCUCUCUGAGGGCUAUUUGUCUGUCAGUACGGGACGGGCGGCAUCACACACUGCGUCCAUCUCCAGGACCAGGUCCAGAGAAACCUCUGGAGAGAAACCUCUGGAGAGAAACCUCUGGAGAGAAACCUCUGGAGAGAAACCUCUGGAGAGAAACCUCUGGAGAGAAACCUCUGGAGAGAAACCUCUGGAGAG